This is a messenger RNA of Sorex fumeus (smoky shrew), 894 nucleotides long. It is a transcript of the gene RTBDN, whose product is annotated as retbindin. Bases 1 to 858 code for a protein of 285 amino acids. NCBI's taxonomy places the organism in Eukaryota, Metazoa, Chordata, Mammalia, Eulipotyphla, Soricidae. The record is from RefSeq and is a predicted model, not a curated record. The transcript is spliced from 6 exons.
AUGGCGGCGGCGGCCGCCGCGGCUCCGGCUGUGAAGAUCAGGGUCAGUGGGGAGGUGCGACCCCUGCUGGCCAUCGGCGGCUACAGCGAGGACAGGUCCUUGUGUCUCCUGGGACCCUCGCCUCCUCCUUUGCCCGAGUUCUCGAUUCCCCCCGCCCCCUCCUACUUGGACGUGGGCAUGGUACAGGAACCCGACACGGGGCUCCUCCCACCCCCAUGCAAGCCGGCGAGCCCCAGGUGCAAAAAGUUCCUGGAUCGCCUCCAAUUAGCCAACCGCAGUCGCCUCAACAUGCUACUCUUGGGCACCGAGGGUCUCUCCGGGUGGUGUUUGCAGGGGCGUGGCCACUACCAGGCGGGCCCUGGAGGGCUGGAACACCUUUUGCUCCUCUUCCUUACCCCGCCCUUCAGGCUUGCUUCCUGUGAGAAUGAUGUCCCCUGCAGCCCCGCGUGGCUCCCUGUCCUAGAGAGGAGGCUCUGCGCACUUGGCUGCACUACCGCCGGGCAGGUGGGCCAGGCACAGAGGCACGGGUGGGCGGUGAGACUUGCUCUUUCAGCGCUCUGGCUGCGUCCGACGGCCACGCUCUGGGCACCAGGGCUACUCCCACUUCAACACAACCCCGCCCCUUUUCCCCAGAAAUUCGCUAACGGGGCCGACCUUUGCCUCUCGGUGUUGGGUUACGACCCUCCGAUGGCACCUCCCGGUUCCCAGCGAUGUCUCAAGUUCUCCAGUCCGGCGUCGUCCCGGCACAGACAACUGAAGGUGCGGGGAAGCAGCCUCGGGAGCUCCCGCCGCCGCCGCGCUCCAGCCUGGAUCUUGGACCCCGCGGGCAGCGGCAGCGGCAGCGGCAGCGGCCACUAGGGGGCGCCCGGCGUCCGCUCCACGAGCCCGGACAUC